CCUAGGAAUUCAUCCUCAUCAGAAAGUGCUGAAUCGUUUGUGUGGUAUGGAAAGGGGAUGUCUCCCUUCAGACUUUCAGACAGUCUCAGUAUAGGAGCCGAGUCUCUAUCACCUUCCUCCUCUUCCUAUGGUGUUCCUCAGUUCAGCCUCCAUCACCAAGGUUUGGCCUGCCACAAAGGAUCAUGGUCGGCAUCAGAUUUUGACAACUGCGAAUCUUCAGCAGAUCUUUCGUGUCUCAGAAGUGCAUCGUUUGGUUCCGUUAGCUCUAGUGAACGUGACUCUCGCUCUGAUGAUGUCCCUCGGACUGCAGUUCAUGUCAGCAUACAAGUGACCAGCCAGUUCUCUCCACGUCUUUCGUACAGGACUUCUGACCUCAGUUGUUACGAGGGACAGCCUCGAAGUCCAAAGGCAUACAGUGAACCUUCACACAUGCUUGAAGAUCCAACAGAUUUCUGUAGGAGGUUAAAGUCUGAGGUGUAUGAGCCCCAUACACCUGCAGCUCCUCAUGAUAUAGUGACACUGGAAAGUGAUUUGGAACAAGAACAGGAACAUCUUGAAUCAUAUGCUGGUCCUGAAUUCUGUCCUAUGAGUCCACAGCACAGUAGCAUCCACCGCUCUCACCGUCUGACAAACGAAGGACGAUAUGCAACACAGAUCCCCAUCAACAGCAGCAAGCAAGGCCAACCAGUCCGUGCGAAAAACGUCCAGUACAAUUCAGAGAAUAAACUUGUGGCCACUGUCCCCCCAACCAUCACGACGUUGCCCCACCUGCAUAACCCGGACCGGCAGGGUCACGCCCACUCGAAACUCCAGUAUGAGUCGGGGACGGAACAGAACAACAACUCUCUACCGCAGCUCAAACAGACAGAUGGAAUCACCCAGCAGCUCGCCACGUACCCGGGCACAGAGAGGUGCAAGCGAGACCAGUAUGGUAAUAAGCUGCCCAUGACCCCCAGUGAGGCACUAAAAUUGUAUCGCAGUAAGAUGACUCAGUUUGAGCAGGCGGAGAUUUUGGAUUAUCCUGAGAUCUGGUUCCUCGGUUUGGAAGGAAAGAAGAUUGAAGCUGUGGCAGGCUCACCUCAGAACAAUGGCUUUGACGACGAGAGUGGAUCCUACAUCAAGGUUCUGCAUGACCAGUUUGUGUACCGCUAUGAGAUGCUCGAGGUUCUAGGUAAAGGCUCGUUUGGUCAGGUGGUUAAGGUAUACGACCACAAGACGGAUCAGAUGGUCGCCAUCAAAAUGAUUAGGAAUAAAAAAAGAUUUCACCACCAAGCCUUAGUUGAGGUGAAGAUUCUCGAUGCGUUGAGGCGUAAAGACAAAGAUAAUCAAUAUAACAUCAUCCACAUGCUGGAAUACUUCUACUUCAGAAACCAUCUAUGUAUCACUUUUGAACUCAUGGGAAUGAAUCUGUAUGAACUGAUCAAGAAGAAUAACUUCCAAGGUUUCAGUAUAGCCUUGAUACGAAGGUUUGCGUUCUCGCUUCUCCAGUGUCUCAAAGUUUUACAUCGGGAACGCAUCAUUCACUGUGAUUUAAAACCGGAAAAUAUAUUGUUACGACAAAGAGGCCAAAGUUCGAUAAAGGUCAUAGAUUUCGGUUCUAGCUGUUACGAGCACCAAAGAGUAUACACCUACAUCCAGAGCCGAUUCUACCGCUCACCGGAAGUGAUCCUCGGCUUGCCGUACUCGAUGCCUAUCGACAUGUGGAGUUUCGGCUGCAUCCUCGCGGAGCUGUACACCGGAUACCCGCUGUUUCCUGGGGAAAACGAAGUGGAGCAACUCGCCUGCAUCAUGGAGAUCAUGGGACUCCCACCCAACCCGGUCCUGGACCAGGCAACGAGACGGAGACUCUUUUUUGAUUCAAAGGGCAACCCACGCUGCGUUACAAACAGUAAGGGCAAGAAGAGGCGGGUUUCUUCUCGGGACCUACAGCAGUCUAUUAAAACUAGUGAUGCCAACUUCCUGGAUUUUGUCAGACGAUGUGUUGAGUGGGACCCAGCACUGCGGAUGACUCCCGACGAAGCACUGCAGCAUGACUGGAUCAAGGAAGGUCUGGUUCACCGCAAAGACCGAGUCUUGAAGAGCCAGCACAGGCAGAGACACACCUCCCCCGGUUCAGAGAGUCAACCAGACCCUUACAGAGUCCCGGCACAACCACCUGUCAAAGAAAAGACAAAAAGUGAUGAAUGGAAAUUGUCCCUCAAGGAAAAGAAGAGUGCCAAAACAAGGGAAAGAAUUCCACCAGUGGGAGCGUCUGCUGAACAUAGCCAUGAAGAGAUUGCAAGUGUUCCGAGUGUGAAGAGUAUGAGAAGUGGGAAGAAACCAGAAUCGCAGGAUGCGGUGGAAGAAUCGAUUGAAAAAUUGAGCUUGUCGCAUUCCGGCGAAAAGGUUUCUCUUGUUCAGGUGUCGGGUGAAAGGAUUAAUCCUGCACAUGUAUCCACGGUCAAGUUGAAUCCUGUGCAUGCAUCUAGCGAGAAGAUCAAUCCUGCACAUGCAUCUACUGACAAGGUCAAUCCUGUGCAUGCCUCUGGUGACAAGGUCAAUCCUGUGCAUGCCUCUGGUGACAAGGUCAAUCCUGUGCAUGCCUCUGGUGACAAGGUCAAUCCUGUGCAUGCCUCUGGUGACAAGGUCAAUCCUGUGCAUGCAUCUACUGACAAGGUCAAUCCUGUACACGUCUCUGGUGACAAGAUCAAUCCUGCACAUGUCUCAAGUGACAAGGUCAAUCCUAUGCACACAACAAGUGAGAAGGUCAAUCCUGCACAUGCAUCUGGAGCCAAAGUCAAUCCUGUGCACAUGUCUGGCGACAAGGCAAAUUCUGCACAUGCAUCGGGUGAUAAAUAUAACGUUACACAUGUAGCAAGCGAGAAAAUCCUAUUACUCUCAAAUGAAAGGCAGGAUUCGGUUCUCGACGACUCAGGAUCGGGAAAGUUUUUCCCGCCCAUCUGAAGACGGCAGGAUCGGUAUAAAAUUGUUCCACGUGUUGCGUAUACGAAGAUGUACGUGUAUGUGGAUUUAUUUCAAUAAUGCCAUACAACCAUUCCUUGCUCAUUUAUCACCAGUGACGACAUGUAGAACUGUACUUGCUCAACUGAAACAUAUAUUGUACCAUGGGGAAGGGGGGGGGGGGGGGUCACCAGGUCCCGAGACACACACUCCCACUCAUUUGGAGUGCUCUUUUUUAUGACUUUUUUUUAAUAUUAAUUCACCAUCCACAAUAUACAACACAAAAUUAUUAUCCUGAAAACAUAUUUCUAAACAUCAUUAUUUCAAUGUUUGAACAUGCUCAAAAUCCCCCUUUGGGAGCUACAUGUACAGGUAUAGAGACUAUUGUCUUCAACAAAAACAAAUUGCUGUUUUAAGAAUUUUGUGACACCCUCCCCCCCCCUCCCCCUGGAUCCACCUUGUGAACCCAGUGGUGUAGUAUUAAAUGUGGCUGACCAAUGGGUGGAUAUUAUAAGUUUGUGCUAUAGCCCCUCCCCGCACCCCACCGUCCAUAAAUAAAUCUCAACUUCAUCCACUUUUGAAAAAUUAAUCAUCGGUCAUUGGAUGUCAAACAUUUGGUAAUUCUGACUCGUAGUCAUCAAGAGAAAAUCUGCUACAUUUUGCUUAAUGCAACAAGGGAUCUUUU
Molecule: messenger RNA, 3625 nt
Organism: Gigantopelta aegis
Lineage: Eukaryota; Metazoa; Mollusca; Gastropoda; Neomphalida; Peltospiridae
Product: dual specificity tyrosine-phosphorylation-regulated kinase mbk-2-like
Exons: 13
Coding region: 58-2943 (961 amino acids)
Biological process (GO): peptidyl-threonine phosphorylation; peptidyl-serine phosphorylation
Cellular component (GO): nucleus
Molecular function (GO): ATP binding; protein serine/threonine/tyrosine kinase activity; protein serine/threonine kinase activity
Source: RefSeq, a predicted model, not a curated record